AUGGAGAAGAAGGAGGAAAAUGAGAUGGUCUGCGAUACAUUUACGAUAAUGCACUAUCCUAUCGAAAAUCAACCCAACAAUACCAUCCAUAAUCUACCACGCAAUGGAAAGGGCGUUUCCAACACAACGGAUGGGGCCAACGAGCAAGAAGUUCUUAGUCGGAUCAAAUCUAGAGUUGCUUUGAUCGAAUCCUCCUCGGGAGAUAGGCAGUUGGCGAGCGCCUUGUCUCAAGGCAGCAACAUCCAUCCUGCCGCUCAGUUGGUCGACUACGAGCCUUACAUCAAUCCAUUUACAGGUCAACAGUUCAUACCUAACUGCCUUGAUGAGCCAGGCCCGUCAUAUCCUACAAAGAGGGUCCCUUGUACUUUGAUUGCAAGUCGGCUCCAUGCAAUUGAACACAAACAUAAAGCCUCCAGCGGCAUUCCACGAUAUGCCGAACCUCCUGUUUUCGUAAAUUCUGCCAAACAUCGCAACCUCCAUUCCCCACAAGGUCUCUUACAUACCAGAUCAAAAGACCCAACCUCAGAGGUAGCUCCGUGCGACACAUUGUCGGAAGCUUUUGGCGGCAGUCCGUUACCGUCAGAAAACACAGCAUACGCCCCCAAUGCAUGUACAAAUGUGAGUAUGUCGCUCAACCCGAGUAGUGCUAGAUCUCACCUCGAUCUGCCUUGUCCAGCUGGGAAUCCGAGGCAGGCAUAUGAAGAUAAUCAGGGAAUCGAGCCUUCUCUGCAGGAAUCCGAGGAGGAAUUGGCAUUAAGAGGAUGGAAUAGAGAAUGGAAAAAUCAUGUGGCUGCAACAAAGGGUAAACAUCAUACGGGGCUGAAGGCGAUGCCUGAUGGGCUGCGGGCUGACCUUCCAGAUUCGAAACAGCAGCAUCAAUGCGAAGUGGAUCGCAGUUGUACCAUGAAACUUACUGGGGACGUUCCCCAAGACCAUCAGAUGCUUCUCAAGGCCGAGACAAGCCGUUUGUCGGAGGAGAGAAAAGAAAUGCAGGUGGACCAGGACGAGACCGAUCGGCGAGACCAAGAAGAGAUGAAGGCUACAUUCGAGCAGAUCCACAAGUAUCAAGACGGAUGGAAUCGGGAAGUCGACUUGAUUGUUCGCCAGGAGCAUGGUACGGCACGGCAGGUCGCGGCGAGGGAAGAAAGGAGAGAAGAAGGACAGGCACCAGAAGAGAUGAGGCGCUUUCAAAGCCAAAUGCAGACAGAGGACGACCGUAUGUUCGAGACUAAUCAGAAGCUAGCUCGCGCUUUCUCCGAGAUUGAGAAUGAGGCAGGACUUCCGCCGGACAAGCAGGGACACCCACUUCCCACCUGGACGGAGCAGUCACUUUAUCCGGAGACGCCUUGUCCUUCAACAUGGCCGGAGAGAGAAGGAAACGCACAAGACCAGAGUUGGGGGGUCAAUCCAUUUCGAUGGCUGAAAAAGACACUCCGACUGGCGCUUAGCUUAUUACCAGCACCAGUCCCGGCUGACAUAUCUCAUCAGGGUCAAGGCAUCAAGGCACCUGACGGCUCCGAUAGCACUGGACGUGCCGGCGAAACUUCAGGAAAGUGCAGGCUGCCAACAACGGACAGGGAGCAACCAAGACAAGAAGAACAAAUGAGGAAGCAAUUAGCCAAUGUAGCCGAGUGCAGCGUGUGCGCCGACUUGGCUCCCAAGGACCAGAUGUGCCGGUUUGGAUGCAAGCAUUACUACUGUCGCCACUGUCUGGAGACAGCGGUCCAAACAGCAGUCAAAGACAGGAGAGUGUUCAAAUGUUGCAGGAAACAGGCCGAGCCGAGUGUUGUCUGUCGGUGGCUUCCCGCGCAAGUUCACAGCGCGUACACGGCCGUGGUCGAGGAACUAACGACCCCCAACCCGACGUACUGCCAUAGUAGGAGAUGCUCAGCCUUCAUCCCUCCGGUCCAGUACGUCGGCGACACGGCACUGUGUUCCCAGUGCUCGACCGAGACCUGCCGACUGUGCAAACAGAAGGUACAUCCUGGAGUCGUAUGCGAACAGGACAGCGGAGGCCAAGCGUUGCUGCGCCUGAGCAAGACCAGGAAGUGGAUGCAGUGCCCGAAUUGCAAGAACAUGGUGGAGCGGAGCGCGGGAUGCCUCCAUAUGAUUUGUCGGUGCGGGAGUGAGUUCUGCUACAACUGUGGGAAGUCCAGCUGGCGGUGUCGCGGGGACAAGUGUGCUCGAGGGUGA
Cladophialophora bantiana CBS 173.52 is the source of this 2193-nucleotide messenger RNA. RefSeq lists its product as uncharacterized. Lineage: Eukaryota; Fungi; Ascomycota; Eurotiomycetes; Chaetothyriales; Herpotrichiellaceae. Gene Ontology annotation, cellular component: ubiquitin ligase complex; cytoplasm. Gene Ontology annotation, molecular function: ubiquitin conjugating enzyme binding; zinc ion binding; ubiquitin protein ligase activity. Gene Ontology annotation, biological process: positive regulation of proteasomal ubiquitin-dependent protein catabolic process; ubiquitin-dependent protein catabolic process; protein polyubiquitination. The coding region runs from base 1 to 2193 and encodes 730 amino acids. The transcript has a single exon. The record is from RefSeq and is a predicted model, not a curated record.